Messenger RNA from Fonticula alba, 998 nucleotides. RefSeq lists its product as hypothetical. Gene Ontology annotation, biological process: translation. The transcript is spliced from 5 exons. NCBI's taxonomy places the organism in Eukaryota, Rotosphaerida, Fonticulaceae. Gene Ontology annotation, cellular component: ribosome. Gene Ontology annotation, molecular function: structural constituent of ribosome. The record is from RefSeq and is a predicted model, not a curated record. Bases 43 to 933 code for a protein of 296 amino acids.
CCCCCCCCCUGAGCGCCGAUCCCGCCCCCCUCCGUGACAAGAAUGCUCUCCCGCGUGGUCCCGAUGGCCUCCCGCUUCGGCGGUGUCGCCGCCCGGCAGUUUUCUCGCACCGCCGUUCCGGCCGUCUCGCAACGGUCCGGCGGUGCUGGCCAUCCCUCCUCCUCGGAUUCGGACUACGACUUCUUCCGGCAGUUGAACAAUCCCCACCGCACGAAUGACUCCUUCUCCAACAAGAAGGGCGCGGCCCUGGGGUCCGACUUGGAUUUCGAGUCCAGCGACACCGACCAGCUGUUCUAUGGCCAGAGCAACCUGAACGACUUCUCCAAGUACAUGUAUGACUCCGAGGUGCCGGUCUUCUCGGCCACUUCGCCGACCUCCGCCUCGACUCCCUCCUUCUCCGACAUCAUCUCCCAGGUGAACCGCAUGAACCUGUCCUACAGCAACGACACCAUGAACAUCCCGGCAGAGGAUAUCACCGAGGCCAUCGAGGUCGCCCUGCGGGCAGAGGAGGAGAUCAACAAGACCAGCCUUUACGACUCGCGUCUCAGUGCCCCGCCCUCGAUCGACCCGAACACCUAUGUGGACGGCCUGUCGCCGCUCCAGUUCCAGGGCCUCUCCUCCGACGUGCGCAAGAUCUUCUCCCUGGCCAAUGCCUCGCAGGCGGAGAUCAACAAGUUCAACAUCCGCCGGUCGAUGGAUGCCAUGCGCCGCUCGCCCGUGGACAGCGGCUCUCCCGAGGCUCAGAUCGCUGCCAUCACCACCCGCAUCGACUACAUGACCAACCACAUCAAGAUGCACCCGAAGGAUUCCAGCUGCCGCCGUCGGAUUGUGCAGCUCGUGCACCGUCGCCAGCGCAUGCUGUCCUACCUGAAGCGCUCCUCGCUUGAGCGUUACGUUCAGACCGUUCAUGCUCUUAAGCUCCGCUCGGCGUAGUGGCCUACGCGUGCUCCACACUCGCCUUCCGGCGUUGCCUCCACCGCCGCCACCGUCGUCGCGCA